Molecule: messenger RNA, 3064 nt
Organism: Vanessa atalanta (red admiral)
Lineage: Eukaryota; Metazoa; Arthropoda; Insecta; Lepidoptera; Nymphalidae
Product: protein toll-like
Exons: 6
Coding region: 250-2673 (807 amino acids)
Molecular function (GO): protein binding
Source: RefSeq, a predicted model, not a curated record
GUAGCGCUUAAACGUCUACGUAAAUUCUACGGAGAAUUAUCGUAUCGUUCAAUACCGAAAGUCUAUAUCGAUGUUUAAGAUUUAUUUAUAAGAAGUAAAGUGUGUAAGACAUUAUAAUAAGUGCAAGUUUAGUAUCUAUGGAUAUAUUUUCGUCAAGUCGAUGAAGAUGAAAACGGUAGCUGAUCUAUGUGUCGAAUUGGCUCAUAUAAAAAUAAUUUAAGCAAAGAAGAACAAAUGUAAUACGAGACGAUGGAUUGCAAACUGAUACACGUGCUAAUAGUAGCACUCACAGCACAUGUAAUUAAUGGGAGAGUGAUGUGUCCAAGUCACCCUAACUGCGUUUGCAGCGGCACGUUCGCUGUUGAACUCAAUUGCAACAUCGAUGGUCGAACCGUGAAAAUUAACUUACUACCGAGUACGUAUAUUAACAUAAAAUGCGAAAACGCAACCAGUCUAGAUUAUAGCAAGCUACCAAAAUGUGCCAAUGAACCGAACACUUUUAAAUCAGUCAGUUUUAAAGAUUGUCCGCUACCGGAUACAUCAUUUAACGAUAUAUUACGUCAAAUUGGAGUAUCAAAGACUAUGUCACUUAUAUUUCAAAAUGCAAAGAAUUUGUCUGGAUACUUCAAUAGGAAGCAUUUUACGGGAUUGAAAGAUUUAAGAAAACUUCUUCUAUCAGUAAAUGGAAUCACGCAUCUACCAGAUAAUCUUUUUAUGGAUAUCAAUAAUUUAACAUGGCUUAACAUUCGCUGCAAUAAUAUUAACCUAUCUGAAGAAUUAUUUAAGCCACUUGAGAGAUUGGAAACCUUAGAAAUAAGUCAUAAUCAUAUGACGAAUAUGUCCUCGAAUCUUUUUUCUCACUUAUCCUUGCUGAGAAAGCUGUCUUUGUGGCAAAGUAACGUUACAUGGUUUUCUAAAGAUUUCUUCACGGGUGUAGAUGUGCUUGAAGAAUUAGAUUUAAGUUCCAACGGACUUAACGAACUACCGAUGACAAUUUUUAAGCCCCUAAGAAAGUUGAAGAAACUGACAUUAUUUUCGAACAAGUUCUCAACGCUGCCACAAAAUUUGUUUUCGACCAAUGAAAAAUUAGAAACUGUCAUUAUUCUUAACAACGACGUUAAAAUUAAAACGCUGCCAAAGAAUAUGUUUGGAAAUUUAUCAAACCUCAAACAAGUUUAUCUUCAACGAAGUGGCGUUGAAGUUAUACCGUAUGAUAUAUUUGUCAAUUCUUCGCUUAUAACAAAUAUAUCAUUAGCAUAUAAUGAUAUAGCAGUAAUCCCGGAAUCAACUUUUAACGAUCAAAUAAACUUGUUAGAACUGGAUUUAAGUCACAACAACUUAAGAAGCUUAGAGUCGAAAUUGUUCUCGUCGUUAGUACGACUAGAGAUAUUGAAUUUAUGUUAUAAUUCCAUCGAAGAAGUUUCGAGUGUAACGUUUUCAUCUCUGUUAAGCCUAAUAUAUUUAAAUAUGGAACAUAAUAAUUUGAAAAUAAUAUCAUCCGAUCUAUUUAGUAGCAAUAAACAAAGAAUGUCAAUAACCUUGGCUUAUAAUCGACUAGACUUUGAAAAUAAAGAAUUAAAAAAUAAUUCAUGGGCAGUGACGAGAUCAUCACCUUUUGCUCAUACUUAUAAUCUGAGGAUGCUUAAUUUAAGUCAUAAUAAAUUCAAACAUUCAUUCGACGACUGGUGGAUUAACGGGCACGAAAACUUGGAUAUCAGCUUUAAUUCCAUUCAAUAUCUCUGGGGUUAUACAAAGUAUUCAAUUGAAGAUGGAAAAUCGAAUUAUGAAGAAAUAUUAAAAAAGCCAUUAAAAGAAGUUUGGAUUUCAAAUAAUCCCUUAAAUUGCAGAUGCAGAAACUUUCUUUUCAUUGACUAUCUUAAAGAUAAUUUAAAGUCGAAGGUCAUGGAUGAUACAUUAAUACAUUGUCCGAUCUGGACUAGGGAAGCAUGUUACCUAAGGUUUAUAAUAUUUAUUUCUGUAGUGACUACAUCAGUGUCACUAUCAACAAUCACUCUGAUAUUGUACUUUAUAUACAAAAAUCAAAUAAAUUCUAUGAUAAAAAGGCGAUUCAAAUAUUUUUCAAGACAAGAUAACACUGAUCAAUAUAAGAAUAUACUUAUAAAAUAUUCUGAAAAUGAUGAAGAAUUCGUAUUGAAGGAGAUCUUACCGGAACUUAAAAAUCACAAAAACUUCAAUGUUCAAACGAAACUUGUUAAAACCAAUUCCAAAGAUAAUUUCAUCAAACAUUUCGCGAAUGGAUCGAAAGAAAACGACACUGUUGUGAUAAUAUUUUCCCCAAACUACUUAACGUCAGCUUACAGCCACGUAAACAUAAAGAAAAUUCGAGGCGAAAUGUUGAAAACGAAAAACACGCUUUAUGUAUUCACCGAUAUUGGCCCCGAGAAUUCGAUAUAUGCUUUCCUAAAAGAGCAACGAGAUCAGCGAACAGCUAUUUUGUGGAGUGACCCAAAUUUCUGGAAUGUUCUCAUUUCCAUGUUAUCGAAUGGAUAUAAGAAAAAAGUGCGAUUUUCGCCGGGAAUCGAUAUACGUUCAAAACUAAAUACAUCCCUCACUUCAUCCAAGAGCAAGUUGGCCUCCAACAGUUCAUUUACAAGACUGCCCGACUGGCCGGAUGUCUACGCUUCGAGUACAUUUGCACACAGUCAGGUUUAGUUACGUUAUCAUUUCUAGUGAGGUAAAGACUGACUUCUUCGCUACAAUCAAUAUAAAUCUCACAUUUCGUAGUUUCAGAUCACGAUAUAAUUUUGUUACGAUUUAGGUAACUUGUAAAAACGUGUUAAACUAGGAUUGUAAAAGUUAUUGUGUAAAAUUUUUACGAAGAUGUAUUUAGCGUGUAUGGAUUCAAGGUCAUUGUAAUGUAUUAUUUUUAAAAUAUGUCUUAAUAGUAAGGUCAGCAUCCCAAUUUCCUUAAACAAUGGUUUAACCUACAGUUCAUAAUUAACUUCAAAGAAGUGUUACCAUUGCGAUAUAAUCAGUAUUUAAUCCUUAAUUUCUAUUUCAUAUGUAAAUAUAUUAUGAGAAUGUAUUAUGUAAACACAUUUAA